Messenger RNA from Aspergillus wentii DTO 134E9, 3110 nucleotides. Its product is annotated as AP-1 complex subunit gamma. The transcript is spliced from 3 exons. Gene Ontology annotation, molecular function: clathrin-cargo adaptor activity. The record is from RefSeq and is a predicted model, not a curated record. Gene Ontology annotation, cellular component: AP-1 adaptor complex; membrane coat; Golgi apparatus. The coding region runs from base 381 to 2651 and encodes 756 amino acids. NCBI's taxonomy places the organism in Eukaryota, Fungi, Ascomycota, Eurotiomycetes, Eurotiales, Aspergillaceae. Gene Ontology annotation, biological process: Golgi to vacuole transport; intracellular protein transport; receptor-mediated endocytosis.
UAAUAGAGUCCCCCACACUGUCGGUCCUCCCCUCCCUGAAUGCUAACCAUCUCAUUGCGUCUCCAAACAGUCAAGCAAUUCAUUCGCAAUGUCCGAGCGGCUAAGACGAUUGCCGAUGAACGAGCUGUAAUUCAAAAAGAAAGUGCCGCCAUUCGUGCAUCGUUCAGGGAGGAGAGCCAUGAUUCGGGCAUACGGUCAGCACCAGACACCACCACCUGUUAUCUUCUCCACGGCUCAUCUCUAUUCGCAGGCGAAACAAUGUAGCCAAACUUCUCUAUCUAUUCACUCUGGGAGAGCGGACACACUUUGGUCAGAUCGAAUGUCUGAAACUGUUGGCGUCUCAUCGUUUCGCAGACAAGCGGCUGGGAUAUCUGGGUACUAUGUUGUUGCUGGAUGAGAAUCAAGAGGUGCUGACAUUGGUAACAAACUCGCUCAAAAAUGACCUCAAUCACUCCAACCAGUAUAUCGUCGGACUGGCCCUCUGUGCCCUAGGUAAUAUUGCCUCCGUCGAGAUGUCCCGAGAUCUCUUCCCAGAAGUCGAAAACCUCAUGUCUACCGCCAACCCGUACAUUCGAAGAAAAGCGGCAUUGUGUGCCAUGCGCAUCUGUCGCAAGGUCCCCGACCUACAAGAGCAUUUCUUCGAGAAGGCCAAAAUCCUUUUGUCGGACCGGAACCAUGGUGUUUUGUUGUGUGGAUUGACACUCGUAACGGAUAUGUGUGAGGCGGAAGAAACCGAAGAGGGACAAGAGGGUGUGAUCGAGAUGUUCCGACCCCUGGCUCCUGGUCUUGUUCGCACCCUUAAGGGCUUGACGACCUCCGGCUAUGCGCCCGAGCAUGAUGUGUCUGGUAUCACGGACCCCUUUGUCCAGGUCAAGAUUCUGCGUCUGUUGAAGGUUCUUGCAAGGGGCGAUACGGCAACGAGUGAGCUGAUCAACGACAUCCUGGCUCAAGUGGCUACCAACACCGAUUCGACCAAGAAUGUUGGCAACGCUAUCCUCUACGAAGCCGUUCUUACCAUCCUCGACAUCGAGGCCGACUCGGGAUUGAGAGUCUUGGGUGUCAACAUUCUCGGAAAGUUCCUUUCCAACAAAGACAACAAUAUCCGUUAUGUGGCCCUGAACACAUUGAAUAAGGUUGUCGCGAUUGAACCCAAUGCCGUGCAGAGACAUCGCAACACAAUCCUUGAAUGUUUGCGUGAUCCAGACAUCAGUAUCAGGAGGCGUGCCCUUGACCUCAGUUUUAUGCUGAUCAAUGAGAGCAACGUGCGUGUUCUUGUCAGGGAGCUUCUCGCUUUCUUGGAAGGAGCCGACAAUGAGUUUAAGCCGGUAAUGACAACCCAGAUUGGCAUUGCUGCGGAUAGAUAUGCCCCCAACAAGCGCUGGCAUGUCGACACAAUUCUGCGUGUCCUUAAGCUGGCUGGUAGCUACGUCAAGGAACAAAUCCUAGCCUCGUUUGUACGCCUGAUUGCGACUACACCCGAGUUGCAAACCUAUUCGACCCAAAAGCUCUACCUGUCUUUGAAGGAGGAUAUCUCGCAAGAAGGACUUAUCCUUGCUGGCACGUGGGUCAUUGGUGAAUAUGGCGACAACUUGCUGCGUGGCGGUCAAUAUGAAGAGGAGGAGCUAGUCAAAGAGGUCAAAGAGAGUGAUGUUGUUGAUCUUUUCAUCAACAUUCUCAACAGCACGUACGCUACGCAGACUGUGAUUGAGUAUAUCAUCACGGCCUCGAUGAAGCUUACCGUGCGAAUGACGGAUACUGCGCAGAUUGAGCGGCUCCGUCGCUUCCUUGGCAACAGGACUGCCGAUUUGAGUGUCGAGAUCCAACAGCGAGCCGUCGAGUAUACCAACCUCUUUGGUUAUGACCAAAUUCGCCGUGGUGUUUUGGAGCGGAUGCCCCCGCCCGAAAUCCGCGAGGAGCAAAGAGUUUUGGGCGCUCCGACAAAGAAGCGCCAGAGCAAGAUCUUGAAGGACAAGUCGAAGAAACCCGCCAAACAAGCCGAGCAGGAUAUGCUUCUCGACCUCAUGGGCGGUUCCGACGCUCCAGCAACCAGCCCAACUGUGAACGGAUCGCAGAACACGGCCGAUUUGCUGGCAGACAUCCUUGGUGGAGACUCUGGCCUCUCAUCACCUGCUCCCCAGCCUGCCCAACAGCCGGCACAAUCUAACACCAGUGCCAUCAUGGACCUGUUCAACUCUAAUGGAAACACCCCAUCCCCUCGCCCUGCGGAGCCGGCAUCCGCCUCUCUGGACCUCCUUGGGGGAAUGGGAUCUACUGUGUCACCAGCCCCCGCUGUUUCACCAUCCGCAGCCCCAGUACAUACUGCAUUCAACAAGAAUGACCUGGUUCUCACGCUGCAGGUGCAGCGGGCCAGCAACGGCAAUGCGCAGAUCCAGGCUCGUUUCCGCAACGUCUCCAGCUUGAGCAGUUUUUCCAAUGUGGGACUACAGGCUGCGGUGCCUAAGAGCCAACGACUUCAACUCAAUGCAAUCAACAAAGCCGACCUUGAAGCAGGUGACGAAGGCGUCCAAUUGCUCAAAGUGGCUGGUGUCAGUGGGGCACUCCCACCCAAGCUUCGUCUUCGCCUUCGAGUCACAUACGAUAAAGACGGUGCGGGCCCGGUAACAGACCAAGUCGACUGGUCUGAGCCAUAAAUCGGUCAAACCAGACUCCCAAAGCACAACAUUUUAAUCUACGAACCGUCAAUUUCUUCCGCCUUUGUUUUUUUUUCACCCGUAUCCUAGAUGAUUUUGUUUUUUUCUUUUUUCAUCUCAUGAACGAGUCUCCUAGCGAAGUCAUCAGUUUUGGGAAGGAAUUUAUAAAGCCCUUUGGACGACCUGAUCGAGCGGAAACGAUAAAACUCAAACGUCAUACUUCUCACCAUACAUACCCCGUUCGACGAUUUGUCCCUACUUUUUCUCUUCUUGCAUUUUUUUUAUAGUUCUAUGUAUAUGGUUGAUGCGUUCUGAAAGGCUCGGGAAAACUGGAUGUUAGCUUUCAGACGAUUCAUGGAAGGUAGAAAUAAUAUUACUGCAGUACCUAGCCGUUGUCAUUGACUGUAGAUCUCAUUUCAUAGUCCUAGGGCUAUCCCCAUUAAUCAACAAUACAUUCUC